Messenger RNA from Somion occarium, 2032 nucleotides. The record is from the annotation of a GenBank genome assembly. Lineage: Eukaryota; Fungi; Basidiomycota; Agaricomycetes; Polyporales; Cerrenaceae.
GGUCGCUGGCUAACGCCCGACUUGUUAGCCGCCUUGUACUACGUUGUCACGUUGGAGACUUGUAGUGAACCUCGGCAACUCUCAGGCUUGCGCUUCGUCUUCUCGGUCAGAAUCUGUGGAAGUCUGCUGCCGUUAAAUUUUAUAGUCCGUUCAAGUAGGCCUAGCGCUUGGCUACUUGAUUUUUGUUCUCUGCAAUGGAAGUUCUGAUGAUGUGAAUGAUGCGGUCGAGUAAAGAAAACAGCAGGCUUUCAUCCGAUCGAUUUCUGAAACAUCUCGGGAAAAUAGCUGAAAACAUGUCCUCCGCCACUGAUUCCGUCCCUAUGCCUCACGUUGUCCUCGUCUCCCAUGAAGGCGUUGGGCAUACGAGACCGUUUGCCGCUUUCGCCGCCAGACUCAUCCAAACGAGGCCUGUGUACAUCACGUUCUUCACGACAAUCGGGUUCUAUGAUCGCGUCGUAACGGACGUCGCCAGAAACCUUGGCACGGACGAAGAGACGUUGCACCCCUUGAUCAGAAUCGUUGCCCUCGAGCAAGGUGAGAUCGCCAAACCCGAGGAUACCUUCAUCACUCCCAGGGCGCCUUUCACCAAGGUCUAUGGGCAGCUAGUGAAUGAAGAGCCGAUUAUCUGCGCCCGCAUGGGCAAGGAACUGUCGCCCAUUGCCAGUCCCGAUGCCGUGGUCAUCGAUUGCAUUGGAUACCCAGCCCUGCAGGUGGUACGAGAGCUGAGCGUGAAGCCAGUAAAGGUCUUCUCCUGGAUGCCCUCUCAGCAGUCGUCCUUGGUGCACUUCCUUGCCCCUAUUCACUACGGCGGCAGAGAAGAUAUUCGUCCUAGCGCUUAUGAAGAAGCUGCGAGGACCAGUCGAAAGAUCGAUGAAGUCCUCUCGGAGAUGAUUUUGGUUACUAAAGGCGAGGUGACGCGAAUCCCAGGCUUGCCGCCCAUGUAUGACUACGAGUUCCACCCUCAGCAGCUCGUCUUUGGAGGUCUGAUUGGUGCAGUCAUGAUGUUGAUGCAAAAUGUUGUCGAGGACUGUGACGGUCUAAUCAUGGCGACACCAGAACCAUACGAACCGGAGGGAAUCGACAUUUUCCGACGUUGGUUCGCGGAAACCUCUCGAGAGGUGUACGCCAUCGGUCCAAUGGUCCCAUUCGGGAAGAAGGCGAUCGAGGGAGAGAACAAGCAGUCUCAAGAUGCAGCUGACAUCGGACAGUUUCUCCAAUCAGUCUUGACGUCACAUGGUCCCAAGAGCGUCAUAUAUCUCGCCUUUGGGUCCGUGUGUUGGCCUGCAGAGCCUGAGAAACUAUGGGCAUUCUUGGACGUCGUCAUGGAGCAAAAGAUUCCAUUCAUCUUGAGCCACACUUCUCCAUUUGCAAACAUUCCAUACGCGGUGAGGGAGAAAGUGGACAUGUACGGUCUCGGUCGUCUUACGCCUUGGGCUCCCCAACAAGCUGUCCUUGCCCACGAGGCUAUAGGAUGGUUCAUCACUCAUGGUGGCCAUAAUAGCACCAUCGAGGCGAUAUGUUAUAAUGUACCUAUGAUCUUCUGGCCCUACACUGCCGAUGAACCUGCAAACGCGGCUAGGCUAACGGAUGUGUUGGACGCAUCCUAUGAACUGUUCGAGAUUCGAAGUGGAGAACAUGGCCUGAAGCCGCUAUAUCGCACUGGAAAAGCACCUGCCGGUACCAUGGAUGCCGUGCGUGAAGAAGCUGCUGCUAUUCUGAAAAAAGCUUUUGGCGAAGAUGGGAAACGCAAGCGUGCAAACUUGGAACAGCUCUCUCACAAGGUCAUGCAUACUUGGGAUGAAGGUGGCCCUGCACAGCGUGAGAUGAAGAGGUUUGCCGAUUUUUUGGGCACCGUGAAUGUUAAUUAGGUGUCUAAACCACUGUAGAGGAGUUAUGAGGGGCAUCAAUCGACGAUUUGCCGGAACACCUACAUUUGUCUUCGCUCUAAACGGGGUUUUCAUUACUGUUCUAUACCCUGAUAAGACAUUACUUGGCAUGAAUCUGAGGUUAGCGAUACACGAGGGACACAUCC